ACCAUCUCAUAAGUAAAUUAGCAACCUAAGCCUAAUCUCGAAUUUAUUUAGUAAGACAAAACAUUUUCAUACUAAUAAGAACACCCCUUUUUAAGAAAAUAGCCCAUGCCUGCAACCUGCCACUUCCUUGUUUGAAAUAAAAAGUUUAUUCGCAAAGUUUAAUGCUGCAUUUUUUAAAAUUUCUUUAACUUCUUAAGGGAGCGGGUUUGGUUAUUACGUACAUUUUCUUAAUUUGGGUUUGUUUCGUUUCGGGUUAUUAGUUGAUGCUGGUCCUGGGAAGACAGUUUCAAAGAAUGUGUUCCUCAGAUUUCAAGAGCAAGUUUCCUCUUCAUGCCAUGGUCUGGGAAAACGACUACAGAAAUUUGGAAAAACAGUUAGGGAAGCACGAUAUAGAGGAGGUUGACCCACGGGGUCGGACGCCCCUGCACCUCGCUGUAUCCUUGGGUCAUUUGGAGUCAGUCAGGGUCCUUCUGAGACACAGCGCGGAGGUAACCAAAGAGAACGCCAAAGGCUGGACAGUGCUGCAGGAGGCGGUGAGCACUGGGGACCCAGAGAUGGUGCAGCUGGUUCUGCAGAGACGGGACUACCUCAAAGCAUCAACCGCCCUUGGAGGGGUGCCAGAACUGUUGUGCAAGAUCCGAGAGUCUCCAGAUUUCUACAUGGAAAUGAAGUGGGAGUUCACAAGUUGGAUCCCCCUGGUCUCCCGGGUGUGCCCCAGUGACGUGUGUCGGAUCUGGAAGAGGGGCGCUAGCCUGCGGGUGGACGCCACCCUGCUGGCGUUCGAGAACAUGAGCUGGAUCAGGGGCCGGCGCAGCUACAUUUUCAGAGGGGACGAUAAUUGUGCCGAGCUGAUGGAGGUGAAUCACGAUGAGGAGGUCGUGGACACUGAGCGCUUCGAUAUCUCCCGGGAGAUGGAGGACGUCACACUGGACUCCAUGCAGCCCGCCGAGCAGGAAGUGGCCAAGCGUCUGACCACGCCCAUCGUUAACACGUACCUGGACACACGGCACAUUGCCUUCGAGAGAAAUAAGUCAGGGAUCUGGGGCUGGAGGAGUGACAAAACAGAGACUAUCAAUGGUUUUGAAGCCAAGGUGUUCACAGUGAACAACGUCAACGUAGUGAUUCGGACGAGGACAGAGCACCUCACUGAGGAGGAGAAGGCAAGGAUCAAAGACGAGAGGAACCUUCUGGAGUCUCUGCUGGGCACAGUGGAGCAGCACGUUAGCGCACAAGGGGACCUCACCAUGGAAUUCGCAACAGCAACCAACCCCACGGCUAUAACCCCUGAGGAAUAUUUCAACCCCGACUUCGAUCUCCAGGACCGAGACAUCGGGCGGCCCGUCGAGCUUACCAUCAGAACUCAAAAGUUCAAAGCCACCCUGUGGAUGAGCGAGGAGCACCCCCUGUCUCUGGUGGAGGAGGUGACCCCAAUCAUUGACCUGAUGGCUCGGACCAGCUCUCACUUUGCCCGCUUGAAGGACUUCGUAACCCUGAAAUUCCCGCCGGGCUUCCCAGUCAAGAUCGAGAUCCCGCUCUUCCACGUCCUGAGUGCUCGGAUCACGUUUGGGAAUGUGAACAAGUGCAGCACCGGAGAGCCGUCUGAAUCCACACCAUCCCCAACCGGGGCCCAGGAAGAGGGAGACUCUGCAGCUCCGGCUAGCGCUGCGUUCCAGGUGUGCCCCACUGUGUUUGAGGUGCCAGCGCGGUACCGUCGGAGGGGGGGCAGCAGGGCCGUGCCCGUCCCAAACCACGAUGAGGAGCUGCUGCAGUACGCCAUCCAGCAGAGUCUAUUGGACUCAAGCAACGCAGCAGCCGGCCAGGAGACCCCCUGGGGUGAUACGAAUGGGACGCUGUCACAGACGAAGUUCAACAGCCAGUAUGAAAGGACAGUCCAGGAGAGCCGGCUGACGGACCUGCCAGCACCCAAUUCCAUGUCGGAGCUGAAACACGCCAUGGAGCUGUCGGCACGCGCCCAAGAGGAGGAGGAGAGGAUGAGGAAGGAGGAAGAGGAGGAGCUGGAGAGAAUCUUGCUGCUCUCACUAACUGAGAAAUAGAGAGAGAGCGAAAGGGAAAGAGAGAAAUGUUUCCAAUCCUAGGCUACCUCCUGACUUCUGCAACAGAGGAGCAGCAGUUUUUAUCAGCGUCUUUUUGCCCCCUUAAAAAACGAACACAACUCACAGUUAGCUCCUCGGCGGUAAUGCUUCGGAACUUUUUUUAAAAUGUUUUUUGAAGAAUUUUUUUAGAAUCGUAAUUUAAAGACAUAAUAGAAACGUACAAUUUUUUUUAUCUCUGUUUCUUAGCUAAUACUUUUCUAUGCAGUCUCUUGGUAUUACUACUGUGGAACUAUACCCUUUCUUUAAAGAGCAACUUAGAGGAAAUGUAGCUCUCAGGUUAGCAUUCUAGAACACCAGAGGCAGUGUGACAAAGGACUGGGAAGCAGUUUGACAGAGGGGUUGUAGAGUCACUAAGUGAUGAGCGUAAGGAUUCAUAAUUAUCCCUCUGUCCUUGAUUGUCCAGGAAAACUUUGUACAGUCAGGUAUCUCAGGCAAACUCAUUUCCAAAAACCUAGAUCUAUGUUUGGUUAACACAAUCAUUUCCAAGCUUGCGAUACUAGAGAAUUAAAGUUUCUGCCACUAGAUGGCAGUGCAGUGCUCAGGCAUGAUAAAUAAGGAGAAGUAUUUUGAAGUAAAAGCCGGUAGCCUCCAUUUCUGCCAAGUGACUGAAGUGAGCAAUAACUUGUAAAAGUAUUAUUAUUAUUAUUAGUAGUAGUAGUAGUAGUAAUUAAAAAAAAUUCCGAUCUGUUCCAUUCUCAAUCUUAGAGCUGUUCACCCCCCAGUACCCAGUAGAGGGGGACUGGAAGGGCUGAAGGGUCCUAGGGCAGCAGUAAAAUCAAGAUCAGGACCUCCUGGCUUAACUUUGAUAUGAUUAUUGUGUUGCUGCUGUUUUAUAAUUUAAAGUGUGCAUCACGUUUUAACGCUGGCCUUUGGAGAAUGGUAUAUUUGUGUGCUGCACUUCCCCUUUUUAAGGUUGUGGGAAUGACACACGAGACAGACACCUGGUAGGCUGUGUCUAAGUGUGCCGCUCCUGCCGGUUUGUGACGUUGAGACGGUCAUGUUCACUCCUUGUAAAGCCAAUGGCAGUAAUAGUGUCCUUGCUUGUUCAUGACCUCUUAAACAUGUCAUUAAUACAUGUACAUCCUGCACACUGCAUAACCAAAGUAAUUAGUGUAACACCACUCAAUAUUACAGUGACACAUAAAAGCGCUGUCACAGUGCCAGUCUGGUAUUCUGAAAAUGCAUCCUAUGUGCAUCUGUUUUACUUCUCAUGCCAGGAAGCCUGCCCAAGGCUGUGUACUGGUUCACAGAAUGCCAACAGGGUGGUGCUUGACCAUUCUAAUUGUUCGGCUGAUUAGAACCGAUUCAGGGAAUCAGCCUUGAACCAGCCAAAGAUGCCAUUUUCAGAGGGAAAAACAAACGUGAAAACUGUUACACUUGUGGAGCUGUUGAUUUUAACUAUGGGCAUCCUAUAGAGUGAAAACGUCAUGCGGUCUGAUUUUGACAACAGAGGACGAUACCCACUCUUUAUUUCUUUAGUGCUUUUUCCUGCUUGAUAAACCACACAACCCAGUGAAAACAGCUUUGAACUGGAAAUUAGGGUUUAGGGCCAAAAAUCAAUCUGGUGUGACGCCAACUCCUUCCACAAGCACACACAGACCUGUUAAAGAAAGAGCAGUCAAGUCAACACGGGUGCGAAUCUGCUUUUUUAUUUUUCAACCCCUUUUAUAUUUCUCCAUUUGUAUAUGUUUUGGUUUUCAGAUGCCAGUUAUACCCUCAAAAUACCCUUUAUUUUCAAAAAGGGAAAAAAAGCACUUUAUAUUUCAUUUUUUCUCUAUCAUUUUGUACAGUUCUUAGCAGUAUGUUCCUUAAAAGCGCAUUGUUAAAAAAAAAAAAAAAGCAGAUUUUUUUUCUUCUGAUAUUGUCUUUAAGAGAUUCAAUGUAUUCUAUU
Molecule: messenger RNA, 4005 nt
Organism: Polyodon spathula (Mississippi paddlefish)
Lineage: Eukaryota; Metazoa; Chordata; Actinopteri; Acipenseriformes; Polyodontidae
Product: ankyrin repeat domain-containing protein 13A-like
Exons: 15
Coding region: 264-2054 (596 amino acids)
Cellular component (GO): cytoplasm
Molecular function (GO): protein binding
Source: RefSeq, a predicted model, not a curated record